This is a messenger RNA of Metopolophium dirhodum (rose-grain aphid), 1831 nucleotides long. Its product is annotated as dentin sialophosphoprotein-like. The coding region runs from base 288 to 1646 and encodes 452 amino acids. Lineage: Eukaryota; Metazoa; Arthropoda; Insecta; Hemiptera; Aphididae. The record is from RefSeq and is a predicted model, not a curated record. The transcript has 5 exons.
UUUCCAUCACUAGACGCGUAUCCAACGUCCGUGUCCGACAUUCAACACUGCAACCGAUCGGCAUUCCGUUACUACGCGCACAUGUUUCUAUUAUAUUAGAUUUUUGUUACAUCAUUGUGUCGUUCGCCAAAAUUGGUAAUUUUUUUCACCACCCCGUCGAUAUUCACAACCGUUCCACACACGUUCGACGUAUAAUACGGUGAAUCGUAUCGGCCCUUGUUCGUAACGAUUGUUGUAUCCUAUUAUCAUCGGUGUUAUAGACUUGUAGCUGUCCCGGUUCCAAAAAUAUGUCUGAGGCUGGCGAUAACGAUUUGAACAAUUCGACCGAUGGUAGCAGUUAUUCCGGCGGACCCCGAUCGAUUUCGUCGAGUGACUCGGACGUUGACAAUAGACCCGUCGUCGAAUACGGGUCGCGGCCGUCGUCGCGGGCCGACUCACCGCUAUCCAUGUCCGACGACAGCGAUGCCGAGGUGAAUAUUGUCAACAACAUGUCAAACUCUACUGACGAUAGUGAUAACGACACACGAACUGAAGACAACGAUUUGAGCAAUUCGACCGAUGGGAGCAGUUAUUCCGGCGGAACCCGAUCGAUUUCGUCGAGCGACUCGGACGUCGACAAUAGGCCCGUCGUCGAAUACGGGUCGCGGCCGUCGACCCGGGCCGACUCACGGCUAUCCAUGUCCGACGACAGCGAUGCCGAGGUUAAUAUUGUCAACAACAUGUCAAACUCUACUGACGAUAGUGAUAACGACACACGAACUGAAGACAACGAUUUGAGCAAUUCGACCGAUGGGAGCAGUUAUUCCGGCGGAACCCGAUCGAUUUCGUCGAGCGACUCGGACGUCGACAAUAGGCCCGUCGUCGAAUACGGGUCGCGGCCGUCGACCCGGGCCGACUCACGGCUAUCCAUGUCCGACGACAGCGAUGCCGAGGUGAUUAUUGUCAACAACAAUAUGUCAAACUCUACUGACGAUAGUGAUAACGACACUACCGAGUCGGAGUAUAUGCCCAGGCCCAGCGGCUAUUGGAUGGACGAGUUCGUCACGAAGAAAAUGGAAGACAGGCCACCGUGUUACGACGAUAUUGAAAACGACCGUAUUGCUAGUCCUGAUAACGUUGAGGCACCUAUUGCUCAUAGCUACGAUCAGGCACCUAAUGCUGAUAGCUCUGAUGAGCCACCUCCCGUGUACGACGCUAGUCAUUAUGUUCAGCCUAGCCGGCAGAGCACCCUGACCACGCCCAUGUCGAAUCGCAACAGAGUGGUCCAGCCAAACUAUUUAACCGUCACCGAAGUUACGACGAUGACGACUUCUGAAGCGGUGAUCCGUCGGGACAACCAGGAAAAUAUCACACAAUCCCAAAUGAUUUAUUCCGAUUGCGGAUUUCCGCGUCGGAGCCAUUCAACGUACACGACCGUGUACCAAGGUCCUCGGAUGACGACCGCACUAAACGGGAUCGUCCCCAACCAUGAAGAAAUCGCCCAAAGAGAUAGGCACAAUAUGCUUUCAACAGUAUGGCGGAUGCCGUCGAUGACCGUGCCUUGGCCAAGACACCGUUAUGGUAUUUCCUAUUAUGCCACUAAUCAACACCCGACGUCCCACUACGAAUUUGUAUUACAACGGAAUCGAUAUAGACCACCUAGGUGAAUUUCUAAUGCCUAUUCCUACGCUGUAUUGGGUUUUACCAUUGAUUGGUUUUACUUAUGUAUAUGACCUGCAAUCUCUCGAUUUCUAUAAUUACUAAAUAUCACGACAAAUUUUUAUAUUACAAUUAUAGCUAUCCCGCCCGACGUUGCCUUGGCCAAAUAUUUGUAUUUUUAAUAAAACUAUUU